Trichobilharzia regenti is the source of this 2261-nucleotide messenger RNA. The record is from the annotation of a GenBank genome assembly. NCBI's taxonomy places the organism in Eukaryota, Metazoa, Platyhelminthes, Trematoda, Strigeidida, Schistosomatidae.
GUUUUAUCGCAUUAAACCGUAACGAAAUCAUGUUUCGAUAGCGUCAGGGCAUUUAACGUUUUUGAAGGAUGGUGAUCGUAUGCCUGGUCAUUAAAUACGUGUUUGUAACUCUACUUUGUGCUUUAAACUCGGAUUUCACAUAUGCAACAAACUUUAAUUCCCAGCGUGAGCUGGUUGGCUUCCUACAGCGAAAGGGAUAUAUAAAGUCUAAGAUCGUUAUAAAUGUGAUGCUUGGCGUUGAUCGUAGGUACUUUUGUCCGACUCGGCCAUACGAAAAUCAACCACAGACAAUCGCGGAAGGUGUUAAUAUCAGCGCGCCAUUCAUACACGGAAUGGUUUUGGAAGCAUUAACACCACGUCUCGAAGUUGAAGCAAGAGUUUUAUGUGUUGGUUGUAGCAGUGGAUACCUUAUGGCAUGUAUAUCUCUUUACUUCGAGAAAUACUAUGGUUCUGUUACAGGAGUUGAAAGCAAACAAGAAGUGACUGAUCUGAAUAAAAAAAAUAUUAGAAGUUGGAUUGCUUCUAGCGAUUUAGCAAAAAGCCGUCGUUUAAAAGUAGACGGUCAUUUCUACUACCUAACUUACAAAAAUAAACUCGAUGAGGUGCUUGAAGGAGUGUACCAUGUAAUUUAUUACAAUGGAGACGACAGAAGCUUUAUUGAUGUAUUAAAAAAACAUUUACGAUACAGUGGUGUACUGGUUUAUAGGAAAGAAUCCGAAGGAGGAGACCAAGAAUUAUACAGAAUAGAUCACUUUAAACUAAAUGAAUUUGAUGAACGAUUGGUGGCCCGUAUUUCAUUAGUUAAGCCUAAAGAGGAGAAAGAAGACGGAAAAGGAAGAGAAGAUUUACCAACUGACCAUUACGCUGUCGACCUGGAUGAUAUACUAUUAACAUCAAUUCAAAUUAAACAUAUUCCAGAUAUUAAAGUACUCUUACUGCUACUGCUGUGUACUGUCAUAAUCUCCCUCAUUAGACUGAAUUAAUAGUCGGUAUGCCAUUCAGUGCUAACUUUCAUUGAAACUAAAAUUACCUCUCACUUAGAGUGUGAUUGAAACUGAAACUUUUUGAGCACCUUAUUUAUUAUUAUUGUUCAUCUUUUUGUUCAAAGUCAUCAACAUCCGACUUUUCUUAGAUUCAUCAUUAUCACUCCCUCACGUGGACGAAGAUGACAAUUCUGCUGUCUAAAUAAUCUGACAUUUUUGUGUAUUUUCUACUCUUCCAUCAUCGAUAAGCUUUCACUAACCAUUUGGUGGUUUCUGUUUGUCUAACCCUAUUGACAACAUUCUCUAACUGUAUUAUCUCACCGAAUUGACAGGUUCAAUUUUUUGUCUUUAUUCAUCUGACCAGUUGAGGAGCAGCAGACAGAAUACCUUCAGCUGUCUAAGCGUUAUCAUAAGUGUGAUAAUAUACCAAUGUAAAAUUUAACCCCCAUCGGGUUACACGGACCGUGUUUUCACUUGUUUCAGACUAAUCUAUAUUAUUCCAUGCACUUUCAACUAUCUUACAUUUCUAGUAUAUUUACUGAAACAGAUCUCUCUUCAACAGAUUGAUGUGUUUAGAUUAAGCUAGGCAUAUCAACACUUUUCUCUGACAUGAGAUCUCAGAGACUGGUACUAAACCAACUGAUGUUCAUCAGUGUCCUCAACGUGUAAUCUGUUUUCAUUGGAGUUCAGUCCACAUUAAUUUUUUUAUUUGAUCCACAAUGCCAAUUAAAAAUUUUAAAAGAUUUAUUACUGAACAAAGAAUAUUCCUUUCGAUAACUUCUUCAUCAGGUUCUCCAUUUAUAUAUCCCUAAUCAUGAAAGAAUUAGGGUUGUUAACAACAUAAAUGCUUAAAUAACACUGGAUCAAUAGCAUCUGUAAGCAUGAUAAGAUGGAUCAGUGUAACACUACAUUGAAUUUCAGACAAAUUAGGGAGAACAAUAGUAGAGAAUUAAUGAAUUCAUAGGCUCCAGAGAAGGUAAGGGAAUUAGUAGGGGCUAGACCUUUUCUUUGGCAUACAGAGCACCUGUUGUUUUAGGCGAAUAGUAAUAGACUCUACUGUUUAGAGUGUUUGGUACAUGGAUGCCUGAAAACGUUUUUGGUUCCUGAUAGAUGAUGCAGAACGAUUAUUCAAUGCUAGCCUUGUAGCCAUUUUGGGUCGGGUAUUUAUUAUUUAUUUAUUUAUUUUGACGCAUAAAAGCUUGGUACAAUAUGGCACCAAGAAGGAUGCGCCACACAAUAUUAAUAAAACAACAUAGAUCAAAAGAAUAAAAAAAGAGA